GAAGACGAUGAUUUGAAGGAGUACAUUCGAGCAACCACCUUUCUGGUGCUGAUUGGUGUUGGGGAGGACCCUUUUAAGUUAAGUCCCCUUCUCAUUUGUGUGGAAGGGAACGAACUGGUGAAUGUGACAUUGUGUUCCUGUUCAACGACACUGCAAUAUUUGGAGUACAGAAUUCCUAGGGCCAAAAAACAAAGUUCCAUUCAGAAAUUUACGAAAGAACUUGAGCACUAUAUGAGUGCGGAAUAG
This is a messenger RNA of Paramuricea clavata, 246 nucleotides long. Lineage: Eukaryota; Metazoa; Cnidaria; Anthozoa; Malacalcyonacea; Plexauridae. The record is from the annotation of a GenBank genome assembly.